AUGGCAGCACUCGCACAGCCAGACCCGUGGUGCGCGGCAUCGACAUCGCGCGCCCAUCCUCCCGCAUCUUCCUCGAGCGCAUACACGGCCUCUCUCCCGCCCUCGUACCGCCGGUCUAGCUUCCCCGUCUCGCCCGACACACAAUCGACGUCAGACUACCUCCCUCCCGGGCUCGGGCUCGCCCAAAGAGGGUGCGCAGACGACGACGACUUUGAGCGCGCGUCGAGCGUCCCGAGACCCGAGGACGUUCGGCUGCCGUACUCGAACGCGUCUGCGUUGGGCUUGCGAGGGAUGGGACGACUGAGGGAGGAAGUGGACGCGGCGAGCAGCAGUGCGGGGUCGUCGAGGAAGGGCUCGGGCAGCUCGUUCGGGUCUGUAACGGGAGGGACGCCGCUCUCGUCGCUCGCCAACUCGCUCGUCUCUGACUACUCGACCAACCCCACCGAAGCGCUGCUGGCUCAACGAAGAGCCGCAGGCGCGCUCGAGUACGGCAUGCGGAGCUUGAGCAUGAGCAGCGGGCUCGAUGACCGGCAGCGGAGGGAGCGGGCGGCCAAGCGCGGCGGGUGGGAAGACCCGGCUCUCGCGGCGGCACGACGAGCGUUGUGGGAAGACGUACCGGAAGACGUCGCGCAGGAGACGCAGGCGAACGACGGAGCUGGAGCUCCCGAGGUCUUUGUCGACUCGGACGAGAACGCCUCGAGCGAGAACGCCGAGGACGUCGACGCGGCUGAAGAGUGGAAGUUGCCCGUCCCGGCGCGCGAACCCUGCCACUUGACCCUCACCCCGCGCGCACCAUGCCUGCGCAACUCUCCCCUCUCUCGCGCCUCGCUCUCCCUCUCCUGCUCGACAACUUUCAUCUCGACCUCGUCCGUCUCGGAAGACCGCAACGGCCGCCUCUCGCCCUCUGCAGCCUCAACAGCUUCAACUUCCGCUCCGUCCGUCACCUUCGCGCGCGACCCACCCACGACUUGUCCGACCUACUCGAAAGAGGCGUACGAGCGAGGCGGCGACGCACCGGUGGAGAAGUUGUCGAUCAAGGAGUGGAUCGAGUUGCAGGGUGUGAGGGAGGCGGUGGGCGUUUGGAGUGGAAAGAUUGGAAAGUGGCAAGAGUGCGAGGAGGUCAGGAGCGAGGGCGGAGUCGAGUCGCGUAGCGAGCAGCGACGGAGGCGCAGUAGUGCGUGUGAGGCGCUUGCAGGGAAGGACGGAGGGGACGGGUCGUGCGAGAUCGCGACGGGCGCGAAGACACCUGCAGAGGGAGGAAACCAGGGAAGGACGCCUUGUCCGCUCGCGGCGGUCGUCGGCGUCGUCCAAGUCGCUCGCAGCGCACCAAACUCGCCUAUCGAACAGACUAGCCUAUCGCUCUCCUCGCCCUAG
Rhodotorula toruloides NP11 is the source of this 1374-nucleotide messenger RNA. RefSeq lists its product as uncharacterized. NCBI's taxonomy places the organism in Eukaryota, Fungi, Basidiomycota, Microbotryomycetes, Sporidiobolales, Sporidiobolaceae. The record is from RefSeq and is a predicted model, not a curated record. The coding region runs from base 1 to 1374 and encodes 457 amino acids. The transcript has a single exon.